Messenger RNA from Peromyscus leucopus (white-footed mouse), 3341 nucleotides. RefSeq names its product tyrosine-protein kinase receptor TYRO3. NCBI's taxonomy places the organism in Eukaryota, Metazoa, Chordata, Mammalia, Rodentia, Cricetidae. Gene Ontology annotation, molecular function: ATP binding; protein binding; transmembrane receptor protein tyrosine kinase activity. Gene Ontology annotation, biological process: nervous system development; cell surface receptor protein tyrosine kinase signaling pathway; phagocytosis. The record is from RefSeq and is a predicted model, not a curated record. Gene Ontology annotation, cellular component: signaling receptor complex.
AUGGGGGAUGUUCCCAGAGACGUGGGCUGUCUCAAUCGGACUGACGCGUUGUCUUUCCCUUCCUCAGGCCUGAAGCUCAUGGGAGCCCCAGCGAAGAUGACAGUGUCUCAGGGGCAGCCAGUCAAGAUGAACUGCAGUGUGGAGGGGAUGGAGGACCCCGAUAUACACUGGAUGAAGGACGGGGCUGUGGUCCAGAAUGCAAGCCAGGUGUUCUCGAUAAGCGAGCAGUACUGGAUUGGCUUCCUCAGCCUGAAGUCAGUGGAGCGGUCUGAUGCCGGCCUGUACUGGUGCCAGGUGAAGGAUGGGGAAGAAACCACUUCUCAGUCAGUAUGGCUCACCACUGAGAGAUGCAGGGCUAACUCCCCUCCUUUUUUUUCCUCCCUAGGUGUGCCAUUCUUCACGGUGGAACCAAAAGAUGUGGCAGUGCACCCAAUGCCCUUUUCAAACUGUCUUGUGAGGCGUGGGUCCUCCGGAACUGUAACCAUUUUCUGGUGGAGAGGAACCACUAAGGUUGGGGGACCUGCCUCUCCCUCUGUUUUAAACGUGACAGGAGUGACCCAGCGCACAGAGUUUUCUUGUGAAGCUCACAACAUAAAAGGCUUGGCCACUUCCCGACCAGCUAUUGUUCGCCUUCAAGCUCCUCCUGCAGCCCCUUUCAACAUCACGAUGACCACCAUCUCCAGCCGCAACGCUAGUGUGGCUGGGUGCCAGGAGCUGACGUUUAGCCUGCUCCAUUCCUGUACGUGCAGGCUUGUCUGGACUACUGGGUCUGAAGCACUAUCCAGAUGCUGCUGCUUGGUGGCACUGGCCCAGGAGACUGGAGGUUCUGGCUGUCGUGGUCCCUGUACCACCUUUACCUGCCUGCUUCGGGACUUGGCCCCCGCCACCAACUACAGCUUAGGUGCGCUGUGCCAACGCCUGGGGCCCUCCCUACGCCGACUGGGUGCCCUUUCAGACAAGGGCCUAGCGCCAACCAGAGCUCCCCAGAAUCUCCAUGCCAUUCGUACCGACUCAGGCCUUAUCCUGGAAUGGGAAGAAGUGAUCCCUGAGGACCCUGGGGAAGGCCCCCUGGGACCUUAUAAGCUGUCCUGGGUCCAAGAAAACGGAACCCAGGAUGAGCUGAUGGUGGAAGGGACCAGGGCCAAUCUGACCGGCUGGGAUCCCCAGAAGGACCUGAUUUUGCGUGUGUGUGUCUCCAAUGCAGUUGGCUAUGGGCCCUGGAGUCAGCCACUGGUAGUGUCUUCUCAUGACCAUGCAGGAAAGUCUUCUGUCAAGGCUGUGAAGGCAGGGCCUCCCCACAGCCGCACAUCCUGGGUGCCUGCGGUCCUCGGGGUGCUCACCGCCCUGAUCACUGCUGCUGCCUUGGCCCUCAUCCUGCUUCGGAAGAGACGGAAGGAGACACGGUUCGGGCAAGCCUUUGACAGCGUCAUGGCCCGAGGGGAGCCAGCUGUGCACUUCCGGGCCGCUCGGUCUUUCAAUCAAAGGCCUGAACGCAUUGAGGCCACACUGGAUAGCCUGGGCAUCAGCGAUGAAUUAAAGGACAAGCUGGAGGACGUCCUUAUCCCAGAGCAGCAGUUCACCCUCGGCCGGAUGUUGGGCAAAGGAGAGUUUGGGUCAGUGCGGGAAGCCCAGCUGAAGCAGGAAGACGGCUCCUUCGUGAAAGUGGCUGUGAAGAUGCUGAAAGCUGACAUCAUUGCCUCAAGCGACAUAGAAGAGUUCCUCAGAGAAGCAGCUUGCAUGAAGGAGUUUGACCAUCCACACGUGGCAAGCUUAAUAGGGCUAAAAAUACGCUCCACCAGCUCGAGAGGGCAGCCUCCCAUCCCCAUGGUCAUCCUGCCUUUCAUGAAGCAUGGAGACUUGCAUGCCUUUCUGCUCGCCUCCCGAAUUGGGGAGAACCCGUUGAACCUGCCCCUCCAGACUCUGGUCCGGUUCAUGGUGGACAUUGCCUGUGGCAUGGAGUACCUGAGCUCCCGGAACUUCAUCCACCGAGACCUGGCAGCUCGGAAUUGCAUGCUGGCAGAGGACAUGACGGUGUGUGUGGCUGACUUUGGACUCUCCCGAAAAAUCUACAGGGACUAUUAUCGUCAGGGUUGCGCCUCCAAAUUACCCGUCAAGUGGCUGGCCCUGGAGAGCUUGGCUGACAACCUGUAUACUGUGCACAGCGAUGUGUGGGCCUUCGGGGUGACCAUGUGGGAGAUCAUGACUCGUGGGCAGACGCCAUAUGCUGGCAUCGAAAAUGCUGAGAUUUACAACUACCUCAUCGGCGGGAACCGCCUGAAACAGCCUCCGGAGUGUAUGGAGGAAGUGUAUGAUCUCAUGUACCAGUGCUGGAGUGCCGACCCAAAGCAGCGCCCAAGCUUCACAUGCCUGCGAAUGGAACUGGAGAACAUUCUGGGCCAACUCUCUGUGUUGUCCACCAGCCAGGACCCCUUGUACAUUAACAUUGAGAGAGCUGAGCAGCCUGCUGAGAGAGAGAGGCAGCCCGAGCGGCCCUGUGGAGAGCAGCCUAGCGGCGAGCAGGGGACGGCAGUGGCGCGGGGGAGUGGUGGCAGUAUCCCCAGUGACUGUCGGUACAUCUUCAGCCCUGGAGGGCUGGCUGAGUCACCUGGGCAGUCGGAGCAGCAGCCGGAAAGCCCCCUCAGCGAGACCCAGAGGCUGCUGCUGCUGCAGCAGCAAGGGCUACUGCCUCACAGUAGCUGUUAACCUGCGGGCAGAGGACAGCUGGGGCCAUCCACCUGCCUCUGCUGGCCACGAUGCUGGCUGGCUAAGCCCAGCCUGAUCACAGCCCAGGCAGCAAGGGUCUGGAGCUCCUGUGGUAGCCCUCCCAAGCUGUGCUGGUACCUGGACUGACUAAAUCGCCCAAUCCCAGUUCUUCCUGCAGCCACUCUGGCUGGCCUGGCAUCAGUUCAGGCCUUGGCUGAGAGGAGGUGAGCUGGAGCUGGUUGCCUGAAUGCGGGCAGCUGGCAGGAGGGUGUGUGUGGCUAUGUUCCAUGGGUACCAUGGGUGUGGAUGGCAUGAGGGGAGGGUAGCAACAGCCCUGUGGGCCCCUACCCUCCUGGCUCAGCUGCUCCUACUUCUAGUGCAUGCUUGGAGCUGCCCGCAGCCUGGAGGCGCAUCAGUGCCCACCACACUUGGGUUUAAAUGCCAGGUUUGCCCCUUAGAGUCACAAAGAGAUGCCGUUGUAUUGUUCACUUUUAGGUGACAGGAAGGGAGUGGUAUACUUGGGUCCCAAAGCCCUUGGCAGGAGAUGGUGGGAUAUUCUCAGGUCUGAAUCCUCAUCACCUUCCUGAUUCCCCACCCUGCCAAGGCCUGGAGCUGGCUGGGUGCCUCUGAGGCAUUCG